This is a messenger RNA of Pelobates fuscus (common spadefoot toad), 4492 nucleotides long. It is a transcript of the gene ZNF598, whose product is annotated as zinc finger protein 598, E3 ubiquitin ligase. Gene Ontology annotation, biological process: rescue of stalled cytosolic ribosome; protein ubiquitination. NCBI's taxonomy places the organism in Eukaryota, Metazoa, Chordata, Amphibia, Anura, Pelobatidae. The coding region runs from base 1383 to 4160 and encodes 925 amino acids. The transcript has 12 exons. Gene Ontology annotation, molecular function: ribosome binding; ubiquitin protein ligase activity. The record is from RefSeq and is a predicted model, not a curated record.
GCGAGCUCUGUCCUCCACGGGCAUGAGCGGCACGCUGCAAGGCGGCCGCUCUAGCCGCUCUUCUUGCACUCUGUGGUGCUUUUUCCGGAAGAGUGCGUCAGGGCUGUAACGUUCCCCGUGCCGGUAGCGUGCGACUUGUAACGCUCUCAGGAGCAGGGGCCCCCCAGCUGACCCCAGGGGCCACGGGCGCUCAGCCACCAUACACUCCGACCCAGGGGCCUCCUGUCACCGCGGGCAGCCGCCUGCUCGGCUAUUACUGGGUUACCCGUGACCCUCCCACCCUCCCCAUUACAUCCAUAGAGACCCUGAUAAUACCCCCCGCCCCGGCCUGUACUGGGUUAAUGAGCUCAGUGUAGACCCUGAUAAUACCCUAUUACUAAUACCCUCCCACCCAAUUACAUAUAGAAACCCUAAUAAUACCCCUUUACAUCUAUAGACCCUGGUUAUAGUCCGUCCCCCCCAGCCUGUACUGUGUUAAUGAGAGCUCAGUGUAGACCCUGAUUAUACCCCUCAUACCUACAGACCCUGAUUAUAGCCAGAGACCACCAGCUUGACCCCCAACUACAUCCACAGACCCUGAUUAUAGCCAGACCCCAAUUACUAAUCCCUCUCUCUCCCCCCCCCCUAUAUCUACAGACCCUGAUUAAGCCUUGACCCCCAUUACUAUCUCCCACUCCUCUCCAGACCCUGUGGAAGUCUAAUUCCUACAGACCUCAACCUUUCUAGAACUGUCUGAUUUCAAACUCUCCCCACGCUUCUCCCUCCUGCUUCCAAGUGCCCCCUAGUUUCUCCCUCCUGUCCUAACUCCCCUCCUUCUGCCCUCUGCCCGAUAUCUCAACCAGCCUCUCCUUCCUGUCCAAACUCUCUCCAAGCUUCUCCCUCCUGCCCUAACCCCCCCCACUUCUGCCUCUUGCCCCAGCUCUCAACCAGCCUCUCCUUCCUGUCCAAACUCUUCCCCAGCUACUCCCUCCUAUCACCAAGUGCCCCCUAGUUUCUCCCUCGUGUCUCUCCAGCUGUCCCCCAGCAUCUCCCACCUGUUUAACAGCUCUUCCCCCUUCUCUCCAACUGUCCUCCAGGUUCUCUCUCCUGUCUCCCAGCUCUCCUGCAACUUGUCCCUCCUUUCUCCAAUUCUCCACAUUAUCCAUUUUUGUCCCAACCCCUUCCAGCUUCUCACUCCUGUCUCAGAUUCUCUUGCUGUCCUGAUCCCUUUAUUUUAGUACACCUUCUCCUAGAGGUCUUCAACAUAUCACCCAGCUUUCUGCCAUCCUUUCUAAUUAAUUGGGCCUUAUAAGGACAUAGGAUAUCUGCUCCUGUGACUAGUUUAUUUAAUUUCUCAGAUUAUUUACUUCUACCCAAAGCUACACCUUUUCUGUUUUACAAAUAUGGCCUCUCAGAGAGGAAAAUCCAUGGACUUUGAGCAUAACUGUGUUUUGUGCUGUCAAGAGGUGGAAAUCUAUGCUGUCGGGAAGUGUGAUCACCCUAUCUGCUACCGCUGUUCUACUAAGAUGAGAGUAUUGUGUGAACAGAAGUACUGUGCUGUGUGCAGAGAGGAACUGGACAAAGUGAUCUUUGUUAAACAGCUUGCUCCCUUUUCAAGCCUCAACACACAACCAAUGCAUAGCGAGAAGAGGUAUGACAUCUACUCAAACGACGUAAAGAUCUUUGCCCAACUCAGGCGAUUGCUACAACAUGAAUGCACCUUAUGCCCUGAACUCCGACCGUUUCAUGCCUUCCCUGACCUAGAACAGCACAUGAGAAGGAACCACGAGCUCUUUUGUUGUAAACUGUGUGUAAAAUUCUUAAAGAAUUUUACCUAUGAGCGCAAGUGGUAUAACCGCAAAGACCUGGCUCGCCACCGCAUACACGGUGACCCAGAAGACACAUCUCACCGUGGGCAUCCACUCUGCAAGUUCUGCGAUGAACGUUAUCUGGACAAUGACGAGCUAUUGAAACACCUGCGACGGGACCACUAUUUUUGUCAUUUUUGUGACUCUGAUGGUGCCCAGGAAUACUACAGUGAUUACUCCUUCCUUCGUGAACAUUUUCGUGAGAGCCACUUUUUAUGCGAGGAGGAUAAUUGCAGGACUGAGCAGUUCACGCAUGCUUUCCGGUCUGAAAUAGACUACAAGGCACACAAGACAUCAUGUCACAGUAAGAGCCGCGCUGAAGCCAGGCAGAACCGGCAGAUUGACCUCCAGUUUAAUUAUGCUCCCCGACAUAAUCGCAGAAAUGAAGGAGGAGUUGUUGGAGGCGAGGAUUAUGAAGAGGUGGACAGGUUUAAUAGACAUGUAAGAGUCCCAAGAGGUGGAGCACGUGGAGGACAGCAGAACAGAAGGGGAAGUUGGCGGUAUAAAAGGGAAGAGGAAGAUCGGGAGGUUGCAGCAGCGGUGAGAGCAUCUGUAGCAGCCCGGCGUCAAGAGGAAACUGGAAGGAAGCAACCACUAGAAAGUCUGGAAAGCUCCAAGUACAGGAGGGAGGAGACACGGGAACCUGAGGAGGGACGAAAGACCAAACUAACCCCCAAACCUCCAGCUGACAAUGCAGGUAUCGUUUUCUUACUGGUACUUGUUUGUAAUUUUCCCCAAUUGUCUCUAGGCCCUAAAGAGACAGCGAAGGCGCAGAAUGUAUCCAAUGGUACUUUAACUGAGGAGGAUUUUCCUGUGUUUGGUUUUUUCACAGCUACCGCACCAUUGUUGAGCUCUGUAAAACCAGCACCAGUUAAACUGAAAGAAGAGGACUUUCCAAGUCUCUCAGUCGUUUCCACUUCAUCAUCCUCCUCCUCCCACACUACCUCAUCCUCCAGCACUUCCUCUGCUCCAGCCUUCUCCUCGGGACUCGCAUACACUGCAUCUACCAGGUCAUCAAACAGAUUCCAGGAAGAAGAUUUUCCAGCUUUGGUGUCCAAUCUACAAACGAACAGAACAAUGUCGUCUGUGACUUCUGCAUGGACUGCCAGCUCUUCCAAAAACCCCUCCAAGCCCACAGCCCCUAGUGUGACUUCUUCCAACAAAGCUGGGAAGAAGACUUCGCACCCCACCAUUAGUAAGCCAGCCUCUAAAAAAACAGCAAAAGUGUCUUCUCAUUCUGAAGAGGAGGAUGAUGGCAUUGGAAUCACUCAACAGGAAUUCCGGAAUGCCCCCACCAUGUUUGACAUCUCCAAACUGCUAACCACAUCACCGCUUCAAAGCUCUGCUAAGGUGGGCAAGAAGAAAAGAGUUGGGUCAGAGAAGCAAAACAACUCCAUCACAAGUCAACAAAUGUUUGACAAAUCUGGCAAUUCGUCCCUCAAGGAAAACGCUACAGAGAUUGAGCGCACGCCGACUCCGCCUGCCAGUACCAUCCUUGGUGAUAAAUCCAACACUGUGGCAAACGGGCCAACUGAAAAGAAGGCGUCAGAGAACAUCAAUAUCUUGAGUGAUCCACCUGGUUUCAAAAAAGCAGCGGUAUCUGGGCCUCAAUAUUCUUUACAAGAAGAAGAAUUCCCAGCCUUGGUGAACAAGAAUGUGUUUAGGUUGCCACCACCAGGUUUCUCUCCAGUUGUGACAGUAGCUCCUAUAGCACCACCCCCUGGUCUAUCGACAUCUGUUGGAAAACCACCUCCAGGCUUCAGCAAUAUCUCUCCCAUAACACAGCCCACCGAACCGCAAGCCAAACCGGUCAAAGAAUCAACGUUUUGCACGAGGGCCUACCUUGUACCCGAAAACUUUCAGCAACGGAACAUCUACCUGAUCAAUUCCAUCAAAGAUUUUCUAGACAGUGAUGAGUCAAGGUUCAAUGAGUUUAAAUCCCACUCCGGCAAAUUCAGACAGGGGCUUAUAUCUGCUUCGGAGUAUUAUAAAAGCUGCCGCACAUUACUCGGUGAGAACUUUAGUCUGAUCUUCAAUGAACUUUUAGUCCUCCUUCCUGACACGGCCAAACAGCAGGAGCUGCUCUCUGCUCACCGGGAUUCCUCUUCCGAAGACAAGUCUGUCUCCAACAAGUCCAAAAAGGGCAAGAAGGGAGCCUGGAAAACAGACUCCAACACUUCUGAUCUGGACUAUUCCACUUGUCCGAGUUGCAGCCAGGUGCUGUCCCCCAGGGAUGUUGGCUACCAUAAAACUUUGCACAUAGAGGAUAAUGAUUUCCCCUCUCUCCAGGCCAUCAGCAGAGUUAUCAGCUAAGUUCACUCUGCUCAGUGUGAGUCUACACUCAGUAGGAAGGAGAAUAAUACCAGUAAUGUCAAAGAGAUCUCAUGAUAGCCAAAACUGGCUGUGGUUUGCUGCCUGGCAGUACAAAGAUUAUUUCCGUUCUCCAUGCUCGGCGGCCAAAUUACAUUUCGAUAUAAUCAACGCAAAAGCUCUGAAAGUGAAGAGCUGGGCUGAGGGAUUUGACCUGCUUGGCAUCCGCCUGUACCAGGUUUUUACCAGGCACCCAAAGUAGAAUGAUUGAAAGUUUCAGUGCAGUGAUCUGAGUGGUAUUAAUAGGGCAAAAUAAAGAACCUCUAUUUAAAUGA